GCUAAUCACGCCACACGAAGCUUUUAUUACCACUAUUGCCGUAUUUUUUUUUUUUUUUUUUUUUUUAAGGCUUUUUAAUGGAUUGCUAAAAGAGAAUUUUUAAAAAUGUUCUACGCACCCCCAACUUGCAUUUGCAGCAGAGUUAUGUGACAGAGAAUGAGAGCCAUUGGAUGCCUGCGUUUCCAUCAGUGCCAGUGUUUCUCAAUGAGGUCAGUGACAGACUCCGACUGCUCCAAAUCAUUGCGCGCACAGCGCACCAACUGCAUAUAGACACUCCGUCUCUGCUGUUCUCUUUCUGCGGACUCUAAAAAUCUUUAAUGAACAUCUUAUUGAAAAAGUCACCCGAUUUGAAGCGUCUGGACCCGUGUGAUUGUAAAUACAUCAUUAUUACAUUAUUGCGCAAUUGGAUUCUCGGGCGAACAGGACAGGAUUCAGCACCACGGCUGCGGACAGCUCCCGUUCCCACUUGACGCGCGUCUGGAUGGCCGCUGCUCGCCUCGCACUGUCGCUGCUCUGAUCCGCUCUGUUCGCGAUGGCUUCACACGGGUUUUGGUUUAUGGGUGAAAACGCCGCUGGAAGCCCCAGCCAAAGUCCCACCACCCCCAGAGCUUGGUGUCAGGCGGCGGCCCAGAAAUUCACCGGAGGCAUCGGCUCCAAAUUAUAUGCUUUUUUAAACGUCGGAGAGGCUGAGAAAGCAGCUCAAGCCCCAAUUAAAGCCGAAGAUGAGUCUACAGCGGAGAGCUGCGGCUGUAAUAAACCCUGUAACUGCCCCAAAACCAGCCUGUGCUUCUCUGAUCUCUAUUCAACAGAUCUUUUACCUGCAUUGAACGGGGACGCAAAGACUAUGAAUUUUCUGCAGGAGGUUGUGGAUAUAUUGCUGGCUUAUAUAGUGGAAUCUUUUGACCGGUCAACGAAAGUGAUUGAUUUUCACUAUCCAAAUGAAUUGCUUCAAAGGAAUAAUUGGGAGCUUUCGGACGAACCCGAGACUUUAGACGAUAUUCUGAUCAGCUGUCGCGCUACACUAAAAUAUGCCAUAAAAACCGCACACCCUAGGUAUUUCAAUCAGCUCUCCACUGGAUUAGACAUGGUUGGCCUAGCGGCAGAUUGGCUGACGUCCACUGCCAACACCAAUAUGUUCACCUAUGAGGUGGCGCCAGUCUUCGUGCUGUUGGAAUACGUCACGCUGAAGAAGAUGAGAGAGAUCAUUGGCUGGCAGGAUGGCCGUGGUGAUGGAAUAUUCUCACCGGGUGGUGCCAUUUCCAACAUGUAUGCCAUGUUACUGGCUCGCUAUAAGAUGUUUCCAGAGGUGAAGGAGAAAGGAAUGUCAUCUGUUCCAAGACUGGUCGCCUUCACAUCUGAGCAUAGCCAUUUUUCAAUCAAGAAAGGAGCUGCAGCACUUGGAAUCGGUACAGAAAGUGUCAUCUGUAUUAAAGUCGAUGAAAGGGGUAAGAUGAUUCCUUCUGACCUUGAGAGGAGAAUAGUUGAAGCCAAGCAGAAGGGGUACGUGCCGUUUUUUGUCAGUGCUACAGCCGGUACCACGGUUUAUGGGGCCUUUGAUCCUCUGAUUGCAAUAGCGGACAUCUGUAAGAAGUAUGAUGUCUGGAUGCAUGUGGAUGGAGCAUGGGGUGGAAGUUUGCUGAUGUCCCAGAAACACAGGUGGAAGCUCAAUGGAGUUGAGAGAGCUAAUUCCAUGACCUGGAACCCUCAUAAAAUGAUGGCUGUGCCCCUGCAGUGCUCUGCUCUGCUAGUUAGAGAGGAGGGACUGAUGCAGGGCUGCAAUCAGAUGCAGGCAUGUUAUCUCUUCCAGCAGGACAAGCACUAUGAUCUGUCCUACGACACGGGGGACAAAGCCCUGCAGUGCGGACGCCAUGUGGACAUCUUCAAACUAUGGCUGAUGUGGAGAGCAAAGGGCACUAUUGGUUUUGAGGCUCAAAUUGAUAAAUGUCUGGAGCUGUCAGAAUAUCUCUACAACAAGAUCAAGGACAGGGAAGGAUAUGAGAUGGUCUUUAAUGGAAAGCCUCAGCAUACCAAUGUGUGUUUCUGGUAUCUUCCGCCGGGCGUACGCUACCUGGAGGACAAAGUGGAGAAAAUGAAGCGUCUGCACAAGGUCGCCCCAGUAAUCAAAGCCAGAAUGAUGGAGUACGGAACAACCAUGGUGAGCUAUCAGCCGCAGGGAGACAAAGUCAACUUCUUCCGUAUGGUCAUCUCCAACCCAGCUGCUACCUUUGAAGACAUUGACUUCCUCAUUGAAGAGAUUGAGCGUCUGGGACAGGACCUUUAAAAACUCACAGCACCAAAACCUCUUAUGCUUGUGUCCCUGGAUGAAUCAGCUAUUUGUUGUGAAUGUAACGGUAACUCUUUGAUUCCUCUCCUCCAAAGUCACAUAAAGAUAGUAUGAUUAAAAAAAUAAGACAUGAAAAUAUCUAGUAUUUUAGUAUUGUUGUGUUGUUGUGGGCUUCAUGGUCCAAAGCCCUGUUAAAGUGUUAAUGUCUGCUUUAACUGUCUUAGUGUCUUUGACAAAACUUUGUUUGUUUACACGUGUUUAGUGAGUUAUUUGCUUCUAUUCAGUGCAAGUCAUACCUAAGUUUCUGUUUGAUCAGUUAUUCAAAGUGCCAGACAACAUUAAUCUAUAUGAUUAUAUUAUGAGCCAUUUUUACUGAUUUGAUUUGUCAAGCUUUACAACCAUUUGAAGAGAUUUUCAAAGAAACAACUUCAGUUACUUAAAUUGGGUUAGUUAUUGAAAGAACAAGAAGAAGAAGAAAAAUAAAACACAUAUAUACAAUAUAACACAUAUAUAAAUAAAAUGUCUGUCAUCAUUCAACAGUUAUAUUGACAAGAAGCCGCCAGCAUCUAUACUGAAGAAUAAUGUUCUGUAAACAUGACAUUUAAAUAUAGAAAGUCAGCAAAAGUCGUCAUGACCAGUAGGAAGACACACAUGAGUGUCAAGUGCAUAGCCAGGAAAUUGCUUUUGGGUAGGCAUCAGUAAAAAUGGAUGGGCCAAAUUUUCACCCCAUUUUUUAUUUUUUUUUUACCAAAUAUUCCUUAACAACAGAAAGGCGGCACAUUCAAACAGUUAGUUCACACUUUUAGAAAUUAGAAUUUAUACAUUUUUGAAACUAUUUUAUAAAUAUUCUGGGUGGGCCUGGGUCUAAUUUGGGUGGGCCCAGGCCCACCCCAUUCCACCCUUGGCUAUGCCACUGAUGAGAGUAAAUCUAGCCAAUCAAACCAAUUCUUGGUAUAUAAAUAGUUGAGUAUCACACUGGCAGUAAAUAAAAUGAGCUGAUUUUAUGAUGUCUGGAUUGGAAUCUACAGCUGAUAAUCUGUGGAUGGCAAGGAAACAUUAUGUCAAAUUAGAAAAACAAAAUCAACCAUUGGUUCAGCACUAUCAUUUAAUAAUAUCCAUUGUAAAGAAACAAUGCACAUGCACAUUUAUAUGAACAAAGUACAUUACAUGAUGCAGUAUUAUGUUGAAAUUUAGUCAGAUUUACAUAGUCUAAACAGCUUUCUUACAUAAUAACAUUUGAUUUAUUAAUUCAUGUAUUUAUUUAGAUUUGUUAUAGAGAAUUAUAGCUACUGUACUUCAGGGUAACAACAGAGCUAAUAUCUGAAUUUAAUGUUAUGUAUAAAUUCAAAGAAAAUAAGCAUAAGGGUUCUGCCCUGUGUGUAAAUAGACUUUUAAGAUGUUCCUGAUGAAGUUCAUAUCUAUGUGAAUACAUCCAUUUACUGUAUAUAAGGCAGAGUCUAUUUGUGUGGUAAAUAAUAUUAUUUUCUCUAUUAAAAUAAUAAUAAUAAUAAUCAGAAAUAGUAGAUAUAUUCUGCUUGUGUGUGCGUGUGUCAGAUACAUGACGUAAGUGUUGUUACUGCAGAGAUAAAUGUAUGAAGGAUCUGGCUUUAAAUACUUUAGAAACCACUGCAUUUUAAUAUACUAACAAUAAAUUAGUAUUAUUAUUAUUGAGACAUUUCUGUGGUUAUGAAAGCCAUUUCUGAACCAGUGCUGGUUGUAUUUGUGCCGAAGUGAUAAACUUGAUAUCCUGUGCCAGUUUGUAUUUAUGUGUGUUUGUAACUGUAUUGCCUUAGUAUUUAUUGCCAGUAUUGUCUAGUUCUCCUAAAGAGGAGCUUGUGCACUUUAGCAUAUACAGUAUGAUGAUCUGUCCAAUGGUUGUUCUUAGUUGGAUGUUAUAAGAAAUCAAGCAUUGUCUGAAUGUUUCCCAGCUUGGACUUUCAUUUGAGAGUUGCUUUAUAACUGAAAUCUUUAGUAGACUCUCUAAUGCUAAUGCUACUACAUGUAUCCUAACAGAAUGGAAGAGGCAAAGAAUGCUAAUUUCGUCUGAAUUUUUGAAAUUUGAGCAUUAUUUCUGUCCCUUUUCAGGAUUGGCAAGCUGUGUGUGUAAAGCUCUUAUAAUCACGACAAAUGCAUUGACAUCUCACUGUGGUAGUCUUGAAAUGCUCGCCAACUUUUUCUCCGCUGCUGCUACAAACCUGCUCUCUUUGCACGUGCAUGAACGCCUUGCCUUCAGAGCUUGUGAAAUACAAUCCCAAAUAUAUAAAGUGCAACCCGUGUUAGUCUUAGUGUGCGAUAUGGAUAGCUUAGCUUCAAAUAUAGUACUCUGUUGCUAGCUUGCUCGCUGUGUUAGCAUUACCCAACGUAUUUAUCUGCUAAGCAAGCAUGUUCAAUGUGGCUAGAAGUUGUAUGCUUUUGCGACAAUAAUCUCUAUCUUUCUCUCUGUCUCUUGCUUUGUCUUCCGCAGCUUUAAUAUUAGCGUGUGUAUAUUCUCGGCAUGCCUCGAUAUACUGUAAGCAUUUUUGACGUCUCAAUGUCUCUAUCUCUAUCGCUCUAUCUUCUUUCUAUGUCUUUCUCUCGAGCUUUGCCCCGUAGCAGCCGUCAGACAUUUAUGAGCAGUGCUUUAUCUGCUGUUUCACGGCUACCCAAUCAAUUUGUCGUUUUCAUGAGCCCGACUGAACAGGGUAACACCAUGACUAGGUGAAUUCAGUUUGUUUUCUUUCUCACCCAACAUUGUUUGAAAGAAAUAUGAUUCUUUGAGGAACUGAAGUUAAGAAGAAAGUUAUAAACUAGUGUGUGGAAAUUAUACAUAUAUAUAGAGGCAGACCCUCUUUAAAAAUUCAGUUCUCUUGAAAUGUGUUUUACUUUCAUGGGACAAUACCAAUAAAUGUUACUGCCAAA
Myxocyprinus asiaticus (Chinese sucker) is the source of this 5182-nucleotide messenger RNA. RefSeq names its product glutamate decarboxylase 2-like. The coding region runs from base 533 to 2281 and encodes 582 amino acids. The transcript is spliced from 16 exons. Gene Ontology annotation, cellular component: cytoplasm. NCBI's taxonomy places the organism in Eukaryota, Metazoa, Chordata, Actinopteri, Cypriniformes, Catostomidae. Gene Ontology annotation, biological process: GABA shunt. The record is from RefSeq and is a predicted model, not a curated record. Gene Ontology annotation, molecular function: glutamate decarboxylase activity; pyridoxal phosphate binding.